Molecule: messenger RNA, 1019 nt
Organism: Cottoperca gobio
Lineage: Eukaryota; Metazoa; Chordata; Actinopteri; Perciformes; Bovichtidae
Gene: iqck
Product: IQ motif containing K
Molecular function (GO): protein binding
Source: RefSeq, a predicted model, not a curated record
AAUAAUGGCAAAGCUUAUCUGUGCCAAAAAAUCACUUUGGCAACAAGUGUGUGAAGAGUAUGAAGCUGAGCAGCCCAGUCCUCCCAGUGCUGUGUGGACAGAUAGUAGCUCAGUGAGCACCCAGCUCUCCCAGUACAGCGCCAGUACACACUCCCCGGUCUUCUAUGGACUCACCACAGCCAAGGUGAUUGUGGACAAUGAUCCUCUCAGAGACUUUGACCCUCUUCUUUGCCACCCUGCUCCUGCUGGCUACUCGGUGUUAGAAAAACCUCAUCCUUCAAGCCAGAAGCGCCCGUCAACAGCUGAAACUACAUGGCCUCCACAGCUACAUGAAGGUCCUGUCAAACAUUUUUUGGAGAGGAGAGUGUUUCCAGUGUUAUUGCCUGGACUGGAGGCGUUGCUGAUAGAAGCCCGGAAACAUGGCUGUUUUGAGAAGGAAAAAACUGUAUUUAACCCGUGUGACUUCCUGACUGAGUGGCUCUACAACCACAACCCCCGCAGGCGAGAACAGGUCCCAGUGAACUUCCAUGACAUCCCUUUUGUCAAGGACUGGCUCAUCAUGAAUCCCAGGCCUCCCAUCCCACUGUUUCUUCUGCUGAGCGAGGAUCAGGCUGCUCUGCUCAUCCAGGCUUUCUGGAGGGGAUACAAGAUCAGGGAACGCCCAGAUGUGCAGGAGCUGCGCCAGUGGCAGAAAGAACUGAGAGAGAAUCGUGACAUUGCCAAAACUGUCGAGCAGUUCUGGGCCCAACGAGAGAGCCGAGUGGGCUCUGCAAUGACAGAUCUUCCAGGAAGUCCCCAGCCCGGUGACUCAGAUGUAUCCAUCCAGGUGGUUCCCCCACCCCCCAGAGCACCGUGGUCCACACCCCCACCCCCAAGAUGACCCCUGAGGGCAUUGAGUGGCUGACCCCUAGCCUGUGCAGCGCGGAGAAAAUGGCCUCCUCACCAUCAGUGAACGAUUUCCUGGCUGUAUCCGUGCAUGGUGACAAAUCCCUGAAUGCCUCUCCUUUUUACUAGGAACU